Molecule: messenger RNA, 549 nt
Organism: Aspergillus melleus
Lineage: Eukaryota; Fungi; Ascomycota; Eurotiomycetes; Eurotiales; Aspergillaceae
Exons: 1
Coding region: 1-549 (182 amino acids)
Source: RefSeq, a predicted model, not a curated record
AUGGUCGAUAAAACCGGAAAGGUUGUUGGGGUGGUAGAUUGGGAGUUCACGUAUACCGCCCCAGCUGAAUUUACUUAUGCCCCACCCUGGUGGCUUCUUCUUGAGAAGCCGGAAUAUUGGACUAAAGGCCUUGAUGACUGGUGUGCACUAUAUGAGAACCGGCUUCAGGUCUUCCUCCAGACAAUGGUGGAUUGCGAAGAGGACGCGUACCAAACUUGGGUUGAACGGCCCAAAGAAAGCCAGCGACUCUCUAGUCGGAUGCGACAUAGCUGGGAGAGCGGAGACUUUUGGAUCAUGUAUGCUGCAAGGAACAAUUUUGCCUUUGAUGCCAUCUAUUGGAACAAGAUCGAUCAGCGAUUCUUCGGAUCUGAUAUAUCUGACGACAACAUAUGCGAUGUAUGGAAGAAAAGACUUCAUCUGUUGGAACCCGAAGAAAAGGAGAUCAUGGAUAAAUAUGUGGAUUUGAAGCUCCAGGAGAAUGAGACAAGGCUUCUCUGUUGGGACCCAGAUCAAUAUACCCUAGAAUAUAUGGCCAGGAUGGAAGCUUAA